Nerophis lumbriciformis (worm pipefish) is the source of this 1521-nucleotide messenger RNA. The record is from RefSeq and is a predicted model, not a curated record. NCBI's taxonomy places the organism in Eukaryota, Metazoa, Chordata, Actinopteri, Syngnathiformes, Syngnathidae.
AUGGCUUCAACACGGAAAGUAGGCUACAAGUGUCGUAUAGCCACAGUUCUACUCAUCCUAUUGGGUAGUAUUGCUGGGCUCAUCGCUGUCGCUGUCAUCCAGGGGCAUUGGAGGUCCAAAGAGUAUUCCUUAGAGUACGGCAUCGUGAUUGACUCGGGAUCAUCUCGGUCUAACAUCUAUUUGUAUGAGUGGCCAGGGGAGAAGGAGAAUGAAACAGGAGUGGUGACGGAGAAAUUGAACUGUAAAGUUUCUGGUGUUGCAAUCUCUGAAUUAAAAAAUGACCCAAAGAAAGACGCACAAACAUGGAAGGGUUUCAGAGAUUGUAUGAAAACUGUCUCUGAAGCCAUCCCUGCUAAAAAGCACAAAACCACCCCUCUCUUCUUGGGAGCUACAGCUGGAAUGAGACUAUUACAAGAGAAGGAUAUGCAGAGGGCAAAUGAAGUCUUGGAUAGUCUGAAGGAAUAUCUGCAAUCUCUGCCCUUUGACUUUCAAAAUGCAUCCAUAAUUACUGGUCAGGAGGAAGGACUGUAUGGGUGGAUUACUGUCAACUAUUUGAUGGACAACUUUAUCGAGAAAACCCUUUGGAACACCUAUAUCCGUCCACAGUCAUCCAAGACAGUGGGCUCCAUGGAUCUUGGUGGUGCAUCGACACAAAUCGCCUUUGCGGUUAACGAAGACCUCACUGGGGAUGACUACUUACAUGUCAAGCUCUACGGCUACCCUUACAAUGUUUAUACACACAGUUUCCUCUGUUAUGGCAAGAAUGAAGCUGGCAAGAGGCUUUUGGACAAAGUUAUCCAGGAAUCAUCGGACCCUGCAAAUGUUGACAAUCCCUGCUACCCUAAUGGAGUAAACGAAACCAUUCCAGCCUCGGAUAUUUAUGACACAGAGUGUACUAAGAAACCAAAGAAUUACAGACCAGAUCAAAAAUACAUGAUUACAGGGUCUGGCAACUCAGAAGAAUGUAGGAGAAUAGUAAAAUCCAUGUUUGAUUUCACCAGUUGUUCCUCAGCUCACUGUUCAUUUGAUGGGGUCGAGCAACCGCCAGUCACUGGGGCAUUUAUGGCAUACGCAGGCUAUUUCUACGUUGUUAGAGCUUUGUUGAUGAACGAAUCAACCGACACGAUCAGACCAGCCGAAUAUGACGAAUUUAAAACCUCAAUGAAGCAAUUAUGUAACACACCUUGGAGUGAGCUGAGAACGCAAAAGGAAUGGGUCUCGGACAGGUAUCUUCGCACCUAUUGCUUUGCAACUCAUUACAUCUUCAGUUUGCUGAAUGACGGUUACAAAUUUGACGCAACCACGUGGAAAGACAUUCACUUUCAGAAAGAGGUCAAGAGCACCAGUGUAGGUUGGAGUUUAGGCUACAUGCUGAGUAGCUCCAAUAUGAUUCCGUCUGAGGUGAAUGAAGUUCUCCCAUUCACUAAUCCUGUCUUUGCCGGUCUUAUAUUUUUAUUUUCAGCUCUGACCAUUAUUACGGUCAUCUUGAUUUUUAUCAUUCUUAUUCGUACAUGCUAUUAG